Betta splendens (Siamese fighting fish) is the source of this 2879-nucleotide messenger RNA. Its product is annotated as glycylpeptide N-tetradecanoyltransferase 2-like. Gene Ontology annotation, molecular function: glycylpeptide N-tetradecanoyltransferase activity. Bases 1201 to 2721 code for a protein of 506 amino acids. NCBI's taxonomy places the organism in Eukaryota, Metazoa, Chordata, Actinopteri, Anabantiformes, Osphronemidae. Gene Ontology annotation, biological process: N-terminal peptidyl-glycine N-myristoylation. The transcript is spliced from 12 exons. The record is from RefSeq and is a predicted model, not a curated record. Gene Ontology annotation, cellular component: cytoplasm.
AAGAAGAGAACGCGGAGCAAAGCGGGGAGGAUCGUGUUCAGCGAGGAGAUCGCAGUGAUACAGAUCUAUUUACAGAUUGGUAAUGGUGUGUGUGUGUGUGUGUGUGUGUGUGUGUGUGUGUGUGUGUGUGUGUGUGUGUGUGUGUGUGUGUGUUUAGGAGUCAUGUGAUUUUUGCCCUGCCUCAUUUGAAGAACAUGGACUUCAGUGUUGUGACACGUGAGGAGCGGGAGUUGGCAAAUUUGCGUGUGUGAGCAACAAGUUGCCACCAGAUAGUUCAUAGUGGAUCCUGCAGUGGUGUCAUACUGUAGUUGCUGUUGCACCAGCAAAGAACUUUAAAGUGAAGAAAGAGCUUGAAAUGAAGUGAAAUGCACGGGAGAGAGUGACAGCAGAUACAAUUUAAUACAAUUUAAAGGCCAUCUUCCAUCACAUUCAUGACGAUGAAGACGUCAUGGGCGAAUAUGAUCAUUGCAUAGCGACAUGUGUGUCAUGCAUUUCAUGUCAUUUAUAUACUUACACCUAUUUUCUUUAUCACAUGCCAACAGCAACUCAGUUCAAAAUAAAAAUUGUUGAAUAUCUGCCUCUGACGUGAGGAGAUGUUAAAUGUGCGCAGCCUGAUAAUCUCCAACGGUAAACAUUUAAUCACCGAAGGUCUGACGACAGACCUGAAUGACCGGUUCUAAGAUGAGAUGUUAAUGGUUUGCCCCUCGGUGCUUCCUGCCUGGUUCGGUGCUGAGCAGAGGUCAGCCGGAGGUCAAACCCCCUGAGGCUCAGGAGACCGCGAUCUUUAACCGUCCGCCUCUUUAUUGCUACAUCAGCAGCUGCGGGUUCCACUGCUGCAUCGUCUCGGAUAACUUGUGUCGCUCGCACGCGUCUCCGGUGGCAUUUAGCGCUCACGGGUUGAAUAAUGCCACAGUGGAGCCACAAAUUAGGGGCAAAAAUAGAUACAAGCUGAAUUCUCAGUUAAAAAUGCCUGAAUUGAAGGAAAUUGGACCAUUUGUGCGAUAAAUGGUUACGCAGAUGUAUUAGGGGCAAAAAGGUUCAGGACGCAUGAGGAUGCUGCCCAGCUGAAACAGGCUCCGCAGGGAGCCUGCAAUCCUCCCGGGGUGUUCAGUCUGGAGCGAACGGGCUCCACGCUGCAGAGAAUGUCACGAUUACUAUUAGCAAAAAGGGACGCGGUGCGGGAGCAGAACACGCAGACUCAUGCAUUGUUGUGGGUUAUCUGUGGCUGGGUGGGAGCCGGGCCGGGCAACUGCCCGGGUCCCACUCCGCCCCUCGCUGCUCGCCGAGAUAAGAGCGACGCCCCAGUCCACCCCCAGCCGCCGCCGGCCGCACUCACUCGUGAUGACGGACGCCGACGCUGAGAAGAAGGCCGCGGGGGCCGAGAGCGAGCCGGCGAAGAGGAGCAAGAAGAAGCAGAAGAAGGACGAUGCCUGGAGGCCUGAGGGGCGCAGGGACCCGAUCGCUUUGCUGGAGUCUCUGUCUGAAGAGAAGCAGCAGGAGAUCCAGACGGCCCUCCACCUCUUCUCCUUGGGCGCGUCUCUGCCCAAGACCAUGAGCGAGGCCAAGAAACGCACCUAUCGCUUCUGGGAGACGCAGCCCGUGCCCAAAUUCGGUGACGCCAUCACAGCUGAUGGGCCGGUAGCAGGGGACGGAGCGUGUGUGCGUAAGGAGCCCUACUCUCUACCUCAAGGCUUCUCCUGGGACACUCUGGACCUCAGCAGUCCUUCAACACUGAGCGAACUUUGUGCUCUGCUAAACGAGAACUACCUGGAAGAAGACGACAACACCUUCAGACUGAGCUUCUGUGCAGAGUAUCUCCGAUGGACUUUACAGCCUCCUGACUGGCUGGCUCACUGCCACUGUGCUGUGCGAGUGAACUCCAAUCAGAAACUAGUGGGCUUCAUUGCUGGCGUUCCUGCUGAUAUCCGCAUAUAUGAGACCCAGAAGCGGGUGGUGCAGGUCAAGUUCCUGUGCGUGCACAAGAAACUGCGUCUCAAGCGAAUGACUCCGGUUCUGAUCCGGGAGCUGGCGAGACGGGCGAGGCAGCAGGGUUUCCUCCAGGCCGUGUACACAGCUGGAGUGGUGCUUCCCACACCACUGAGCUCCUGCAGCUACUGGCAUCGCCCUCUGAACCUCCGGAAGCUGUUAGAGGUCAACUACCCGGGUCUGAGAGUAAAGAUGAAUCUGCAGCGAGCGCUUAAACUCAACCGUCUUCCUGAGGCUACAAAGACGCCGGGUCUGCGCCCGGCGGCCAAAGCCGACGUUGAACGGAUACACUCACUGGUCCAGACGAACCUGUGCAAGUUCCACCUGCGGCCUGUCCUGUCGGUGCAGGACGUGGAGCACUUGCUCUUGCCACGGGACAACGUGGUGGACACCUAUGUGGUGGAGGGACCGGAUGGUACCGUGACAGAUGUGGUGAGUUUCUACAGCGUCUGGUCAAAGGUGCUGAACCACCCAGUUCACAGCGGCCUGAGAGAAGCCCACCUCCUUUACGUCGUCUCCACUGCCACAGACCAGGUGGAGCUCAUGGAGGACGCGCUGGUCCUGGCUAAAUCUAAAGGCAAUGACAUCUUCUGUGCUCUCGAUGUGAUGGACAACACGACUUUCCUGGAGCAGCUGAAAUUUAGCAUCAGUGACAGGAGCCUGCAUUAUUACCUGUACAACUGGAUGUGUCCAAAUAUGAGCCCAGAUAAGGUGGGCUUGGUGUUACCGAACUAACUGACUGCACAGAGAUCAACAAGCCAGAGUGAUGGACAGGACAGCAGCAGGAAUAUGGGUUCUAAAACAUAAACGGACAAACUACGAAGGACACACUCCCAAAUCAAUGAAAAAAUUAAAGAUGCAUUUUCAUUUGUGAAUAACAUCUUAAAACAUCA